Molecule: messenger RNA, 1008 nt
Organism: Hippopotamus amphibius kiboko
Lineage: Eukaryota; Metazoa; Chordata; Mammalia; Artiodactyla; Hippopotamidae
Gene: P2RY13
Product: purinergic receptor P2Y13
Exons: 1
Coding region: 7-1008 (333 amino acids)
Biological process (GO): G protein-coupled receptor signaling pathway; negative regulation of adenylate cyclase activity
Cellular component (GO): membrane
Molecular function (GO): G protein-coupled purinergic nucleotide receptor activity
Source: RefSeq, a predicted model, not a curated record
GAAACCAUGAACGCCACAGUGAUGAAGGGCUUCAACGGGUCUGAGCGGUGCCCCAGAGACACACAGACAGCACACCUGGUGUUCCCGGCCAUCUACACUGUCGUCUUCUUCAUGGGCAUCCUGCUGAACACUUUGGCCCUGUGGGUGUUCAUUCACAUCCCCAGCUCCUCCACCUUCAUUAUCUACCUCAAAAACACUUUGGUGGCCGACUUGAUAAUGACAUUCAUGCUUCCGUUUAAAAUCCUCUCCGAUGCACGCCUCGGACCCUGGCAGCUCAGAGCCUUCGUGUGCCGUUUCUCUGCCGUCGUCUUUUAUGAGACCAUGUAUGUGGGCAUCACGCUGCUGGGGCUCAUAGCCUUUGACAGGUUCCUCAAGAUCAUCAGACCUUUCGGAAAAUUUUUCGUACAGAAACCUGCUUUUGCAAAAGUGGUCUCAACUCUCAUCUGGCUCUUUUUGUUCUUCCUCUCCCUGCCAAAUAUGAUCUUAAGCAACAAGGAAGCAACACCAUCAUCUGUGAAGAAGUGUGCCUCCUUAAAGGGUCCUCUGGGGCUGAAAUGGCAUGAAGUGGUGAAUUAUAUUUCCCAGUUCAUUUUCUGGACUGUUUUGGUCCUAAUGUUUCUGUUCUAUAUGGUGAUUGCAAAAAAAGUAUACGAUUCUUAUAGGAAGUCCAAGAGUAAGGACAGACAAAACAACAAAAGGCUGGAAGGUAAAGUAUUUGUUGUCAUGGCUGUCUUCUUUGUGUGUUUUGCUCCAUUUCAUUUUGCCAGAGUCCCAUAUACUCACAGUCAAACCAACAGUAAGACUGACUGUCGAUUGCAAAAUCAACUGUUUCUAGCUAAAGAAACAACUCUCUUUUUUGCAGCAACUAACAUUUGUAUGGAUCCCUUAAUAUAUAUAUUCUUAUGUAAAAAAUUCACAAAGAGGCUACCAUGUAUGAAAGGGAGAAAGAUCGCAGCAUCCAUCCAUGAAAACCAUACAAGUCAGUCAGACAACAUAACCCUAGGCUGA